Drosophila kikkawai is the source of this 534-nucleotide messenger RNA. RefSeq names its product janus B (gene janB). Gene Ontology annotation, biological process: peptidyl-histidine dephosphorylation. The record is from RefSeq and is a predicted model, not a curated record. Gene Ontology annotation, molecular function: protein histidine phosphatase activity. Lineage: Eukaryota; Metazoa; Arthropoda; Insecta; Diptera; Drosophilidae. Gene Ontology annotation, cellular component: cytosol.
UUUUUGGCAUCCAAAUUAUUUAAAUUUUUCUAAAAACAAAAAAAAAAUAUAUUGUACUCUUUAGAAUAUGAAAUUGUUAAAGAAACUUGUCCUGCUUCCACGAUGUGUUCUCCCUUUGCAAAAAGGUUUUUCCACCGAUUUGCCCAAUCUGUUAGGCAUUCCUAGAGUUAAGAUACCGGAGGGCCAAACUCGUUAUUUAUUGCUUAUGGCUUACUCGCAUGGCUAUACGAAGUUUGGAAGGACCAUCGUCCGGGCCGCUGAUGUUAAGAAUCACUUGGAAAUAUUCGACCAAGCUUUGGAGGAAUUGGAAUCGGGGGGAAUUUGCGCGAAAUGUCUUGGCGGUGGAAUGAUUGACAAUGAUGUGAAGGGUAAAAAAAUACGAAUAUAUGGCUCAAGUCAAACUUUCGGGAAUGCUGACCACUUCAGGACAAAGAAUAUAUUACAGUCCUGGUCCGCAUACAGGGACUUCCAAAUUGUGGUCAAUUAAUAAGCUUCGACAAUCUCUUACGAAAUAAAAUGGCAAACGCACUGCAA